Vanderwaltozyma polyspora DSM 70294 is the source of this 1935-nucleotide messenger RNA. It is a transcript of the gene UFO1, whose product is annotated as SCF ubiquitin ligase complex subunit UFO1. Gene Ontology annotation, cellular component: SCF ubiquitin ligase complex. The transcript has a single exon. Gene Ontology annotation, biological process: SCF-dependent proteasomal ubiquitin-dependent protein catabolic process. Gene Ontology annotation, molecular function: protein binding. The record is from RefSeq and is a predicted model, not a curated record. Bases 1 to 1935 code for a protein of 644 amino acids. Lineage: Eukaryota; Fungi; Ascomycota; Saccharomycetes; Saccharomycetales; Saccharomycetaceae.
AUGAUCAACGAUAAUAAGGAGAUUGCUAUUAUGUCCCUGGAGAAACUGCCUUCAGAAAUACUAAUUAAUAUAUUUAGUAAUCUUGAUGAAAGGGACCUAUUUAUACUGCAGUUGUUGUCAAAAAAAUUUUACGAUAUUAUAAAUGAUGAAGAACUUUGGAAAAACUUGUUCCUGUCUAAAUUCAAGACGAGUUAUUUCCCAUCAUAUGCAAACUCUAAUAAGUUUAGUGUGGAAUUUAAUAGUCGUAAAGAUGGUUUGAACGAGUGGAAACAUAACAAAUCAGUGAGAACUAAGUAUUCAAUUUCAAGUGGUAGUUUAGUUACGUCAGAGAUUGAGCAACUAUUAUUUGAUUAUCCACGUUGCCUAUGUUACAGUGACGGUGUCAUUACAUUACUUCAGUUACAACAAUUUAGAAAAACUAGAGGUAAUAAGACGAGGUUAACUUAUAUCCCAUGUACAACACCUCAAGGUUGUUCAACUAUGCAUUUUGAUUUGGGGUGUGCAGUGUUUGGAAGAUUUGAUGGAAGAAUAUAUGGUAAAAUGUUAAGUACAAAAUCGUACUUACAGCCGAUUGUAGAGUUUGAUGAUCAUCAUACGGGAGCUGUGACUGCUAUCAAAACGGUAGAUAAUAAUGAAAACAGGUGUAUAAGUGGUUCAGAAAAUGGUGACAUAAUAUGGUGGACAGAAGCAAAAAAAGUAAAAUCCAUGAAACUAUCGAACAAGCCGAUAUUAAGAGUGGAAAUGUGGAAAGAUUGGACUAUUGUAUUGGAUGAAGAGAAAAUAUAUGUCAUUUAUAGAAUGACAGAUCUAAACGAAAUAUCUUUAGAUUUGGAUAUUAAAAACAUAAACAGUAGAGCACCAGUUAAAGUACAUUUUUUUAAAGUUGAUUUUGGGUCAAAAUCUGUAUUGGUAGGAGAUACCAAAAAUCUUUAUAUAAUAUCCUUCAAUCCAAAUAACAACUUAUUUGGUUUUACUAAAUCUAUGAAUUUCGAAGAUGAAUUGAUAGAGGAGGUUGUAAUUGAUGAAGCAUCUGCUAAAAGAGAUCAAAGGUUGGAACUCGCUGGACAGGAUGGAUGUUUUAUCGCAAUUAAAACUGAUUUGAAUAAAAUUUAUAUUGUUGAUAUUCGAGCACCUGGUGCAACUUUUCAUCUACAAUCGAAAAUAGUACUAAGUAAUGGAGAAAAAGCAUACACAUGCCAGAUUACAAAUUUGGUAAUGGUAUGUGCUCUUAAGGGUUAUGUAAAUAUUUACGAUGCAUUAAGUGGUGAAUUGAUUAAAACGGUACAGAAAACAGAAAAAGAACCUGGCUUCCUAAGAAUUUCUCAGGGAAGGCUUUUAUUAAGUAAUAGGGAAAAUAUGGUACAUUAUUUCAAAUUCAUACCGGAUGAUAAUUCAGAGACAUCUAAAUCAGGUACUGGUCAAAGUUCGAGUGCCAACCGCAAUACUACAAAGUGGAAAGAGACUUUGAAUGCUGAACUUGAAUUAUAUGAAGAGGAAGAAGAAAGAAAUGAGCUUCAACGCAUGGAAAACUCUAGGUUGUUAAAUACAUAUGGUGGUGAUUUCACAACAAGUACUGACCUUAAUGGAAUAGAGGAUGAAGAAGAACUACAAUUACGCAUAGCUCUUAUGGAAUCGGAAAAUUACACUUCUAAUGCUGUUAAUGCAGAAAACGAUGAAGCUAUGAGAAAUGCAAUUCAGGAAUCUGAUAGAUUGUUUAAUACUGAACAAAAUAGCACAUUAGAUAAUCAAAUAGGCAUUGAUGAGGAAUUGAGAAUGGCAUUAGAACAAUCUAGGAUUGAAGAUGAAUUGAGAAGGGCAACCGAAGUUGAAAAUAUUACUUCCUCAGUAAAUAAUAUAAAUAGUUCUUCAUCUCUAGAAGAUGAAGAAUUGCAACUAGCAAUAGCUUUAUCAUUGAGUGAAGCAGAGAGAAACUAG